GAGUGGAUCAACAUGACAGGUUUCCUGUGUGCUCUGGGUGGCGUGUGCCUCCAGCAGCGCAGCACCCCCGGCCCGGCCACCUACAGCCCCCCCAUGGGCCCCAUGAGUGAGCGCAAACACUCCAUGAUCUCGAUGGGCCCCUGCGACGUCUACAACCCCGUGGUCUCCGUCUCCUCCUGCUCCUCGUCGGCCUCCAGCGAGUCGCCCGUCAGCCGCUUCGUGGACCGGCUGCUGGCCCUGCUGGUGUGUGGCCACGACAGGGUGGGCCUCCACGUGCGCACCAAUGUGAAGGACCUGCUGGGGCUGGAGCUCAGCCCUGCCCUCUACCCCAUGCUCUUCAACAAGCUGAGGAACAGCAUCGGGAAGUUCUUCGACACACAGGGGCCGGUUCCUAUCAAUGACACUAACACCCAGUUUGUGGAGCAGACCAUAGCCAUCAUGAAGAACCUGUUGGAUAACCACACGGAGGGCAGCUCCGAACACCUGGGGCAGGCCAGCAUCGAGACCAUGAUGCUCAACCUGGUCAGGUAUGUGCGCAUCCUGGGCAACGUGGUCCAUGCCAUCCAGAUCAAAACCAAACUGUGCCAGCUGGUGGAGGUGAUGAUGGAGAGGAGGGAUGACCUGUCCUUCUGCCAGGAGAUGAAGUUCAGGAACAAGAUGGUGGAGUAUCUGACGGACUGGGUGAUGGGAACAUCCAACCAAGCUGCUGAUGACGACAUCAAGUGUCUGACGAGGGACCUGGACCAGGCCAGUAUGGAGGCAGUCGUGUCUCUGUUGGCGGGUCUUCCUCUUCAGCCAGAGGAGGGAGACGGAGUAGAACUGAUGGAGGCCAAAUCUCAGCUCUUCCUCAAGUACUUCACCCUGUUCAUGAACCUGCUGAACGACUGCAGCGAGGUGGAGGACGAGGGCCAGGCAGUGGGGGGCCGAAAGAGAGGAAUGUCCCGCCGCCUGGCCUCGCUCCGCCACUGCACCGUCCUGGCCAUGUCCAACCUGCUCAACGCUAACGUGGACAGUGGUCUCAUGCACUCCAUCGGUCUGGGCUACCACAAGGACCUGCAGACUCGAGCCACCUUCAUGGAGGUGCUGACCAAGAUCCUGCAGCAGGGCACGGAGUUCGACACGCUGGCGGAGACGGUGCUGGCCGACCGCUUCGAGAGGCUGGUGGAGCUGGUCACCAUGAUGGGAGACCAGGGAGAGCUGCCCAUCGCCAUGGCGUUGGCUAACGUGGUCCCGGGGUCUCAGUGGGAUGAGCUGGCCCGCGUGCUGGUGACGCUGUUCGACUCGCGCCACCUCCUCUACCAGCUGCUGUGGAACAUGUUCUCCAAAGAGGUGGAGCUGGCCGACUCCAUGCAGACGCUUUUCAGAGGAAACAGCCUGGCCAGCAAGAUAAUGACCUUUUGUUUCAAGGUAGGAAGCAUAACACAACCCUGCCAUGAA
Molecule: messenger RNA, 1437 nt
Organism: Notothenia coriiceps (black rockcod)
Lineage: Eukaryota; Metazoa; Chordata; Actinopteri; Perciformes; Nototheniidae
Product: neurofibromin-like
Exons: 8
Biological process (GO): regulation of GTPase activity
Source: RefSeq, a predicted model, not a curated record